This is a messenger RNA of Galleria mellonella (greater wax moth), 777 nucleotides long. RefSeq names its product BET1 homolog (gene Bet1). The coding region runs from base 312 to 650 and encodes 112 amino acids. Gene Ontology annotation, biological process: endoplasmic reticulum to Golgi vesicle-mediated transport; vesicle fusion with Golgi apparatus. Gene Ontology annotation, cellular component: SNARE complex; Golgi trans cisterna. Lineage: Eukaryota; Metazoa; Arthropoda; Insecta; Lepidoptera; Pyralidae. The record is from RefSeq and is a predicted model, not a curated record. The transcript has a single exon. Gene Ontology annotation, molecular function: SNAP receptor activity.
UUUUUAGUGACGUAUUGUAUUAUUACUACAGUGCCAAUUGAACUAUUUAUAUUUUUUUAUUCCAUUUCAUAUUUCAUUAAAGCAGUUUUAUAUAUUAAUGUUAUUCAUAUCUUUAUUCAUUAUUAUCUUCAUUACUAUCUUGGAUUUCUAAUGAGUAUUUCAUAUUGUUAGCAACUCGGUACAAGCGAAGUGUGAGUUGUGACUGAUUAGCUCUUAAUAAAAUUUUGAUCUAGAAACGAGGAAAUACGUGGUGAAAGUUGUUGAAAAAUUUAGUGUACUAAUAAUACAUCAAAACGGCGGGCCGAAGCAACAUGCGUCGAGCCCGAGAUGGGUAUUCAUACCAGCCAAUUCCUAGAGUAGCCACAGAGGACGCAUUAGAACAUGAUAACGAGCGAAUGGCUGAAGAAUUAACUGGGAAGAUAAGUACAUUAAAGCAUAUGUCAAUACAGAUUGGUGAUGAAGUCCGAUAUCAAGACAAUUUACUACGUGGAUUAGAUGAUGAUGUUGAUAGGAGUUCUGGAUUCCUUGGAAAAACAAUGGGUCGAGUUCUCAAACUUGGGAAGGGGAAUCAUAAUUACUAUAUAUUUUAUUUAUUUAUUUUUUCAAUAUUUGUUUUCUUUUUGUUGUAUAUUGUACUAAAAUUUAGAUGAUCUAAAAUAAUGUUACUAAUAAACCUUGUUUGCAUUCCUAUCCCAACAUUAAAUAAAAUAUUUAUUGAUGUAUUGUAAAUAUAUAACAACAUAUUAUUAUGUACCAAUAAAUUCUACUGUUUAUUCA